Messenger RNA from Acanthochromis polyacanthus (spiny chromis), 2652 nucleotides. RefSeq names its product homeodomain-interacting protein kinase 1-like. Gene Ontology annotation, cellular component: PML body; nucleus; cytoplasm. Gene Ontology annotation, biological process: peptidyl-serine phosphorylation; smoothened signaling pathway; intrinsic apoptotic signaling pathway in response to DNA damage by p53 class mediator. Gene Ontology annotation, molecular function: protein serine/threonine kinase activity; transcription corepressor activity; SMAD binding. The transcript is spliced from 8 exons. The record is from RefSeq and is a predicted model, not a curated record. Lineage: Eukaryota; Metazoa; Chordata; Actinopteri; Pomacentridae. Bases 649 to 2199 code for a protein of 516 amino acids.
GUCAAAGGAGACAUGGUUGAGCAGAAAAUGUUCUGACAAAUGAGAGAUUUCAACAAUUUCUAACAACAUUACUCAGAAUAUGUCGCUAUAAGUUAUUAAGUGCAGAUAGAUGAGAAAAACAGUGCCAGUUUUAGUCAUUUAACAUGCCAUUUUCAAAAUGAAACAAUGCUGAGAAUUUUGAAAUUGUUUAUAAAGGCAUUCUAGAAUUCAUGCCAAACACAAAAACUCUGAGUGGAGACAGCAUUUCAAUUUAUUUUAUUGAGUUAUUUAUUCGUUUGUUGAAUAAUUUAGUGAAACCAGCUUCACACCAAACUCAGAGACAUCCACAUUUAAGCAAAAUCGAGAUAACCAAACUUUUGUGAAGUAACUCCACUCUUCUGUUUAAUGAAGUAAACACUUUGGAGUUUCUGAGGAAACAUCCAUGUAAUUUUGCUGCAGUACUGUCCAAUAUGCCUUAUAACACAAUUCAGAGCAGGGUGUAACGCUCAGUGCUGUUGUUUUAUGAUAACUGGUUCAAUAUUUAGCAAAUAUGAUUGAAAACUGAGAUCACAACAGUGUGGUAGAUUACCAAUGGUUUAACAAGACAUCCAUAAUAUAUGGUUCUCUUUUGUGUCUGUUUCACUUUCAGUCUUCUGGGACAAGAUAAAGAUGUACUUUCAAAGUUCAUCCUCAUCUUCAUCCUCAUCCUCAUCCUCGCCCUGCGACAGACUGGCGACCUGUCCAAGGUGUCCCCCGCCUUCGCCCGAGUCAGCUGGGAUAGGCUCCAGCACCCACCGCGACCCUAGUGAGAAUGAAGCGGUGUAUAGAGGAUGCAUGGAUGGAUCCUCAUCCUCAUCCUCAUCCUCAUCUUCCUCCGAGGGGAGUACCACAUGGCAGCGUUUGGAAUUCACAACAGGCUACACGGUGGUGAAAGAACUGAGAGCUGGAGGCUUUGGAAGAGUGUUGGAAUGUGUGAAAAACAACACUGAAGAGCACGUGGCUAUAAAGGUGCCCAUACGGCACAAUCUAGACCAUGAGGCGGACAUCCUGAAAAAGCUCAUGAGCCACAACUCGAAGGAGUCCAACAUCAUUGAGUACAAAGGAGACUUCUUCAUAGACAAUAAGCGGCUCCUGGUGCUUGAAAAGUUGGACAUCGACCUGUGGGACUAUGUGGAGAGUUUACCACAGCCAAUGCGACUGGAAGACGUCCGCACAGUUAUUCAGCAGGUGGCUGUAGCUUUGAAUGCAGCAAAGAGUGCUGGCAUAAUCCACGGUGAUGUGAAGGAGGAUAACAUCAUGAUGGUGGAUCACGUGAAGCAGCCCUUCAGAGUCAAGCUCAUUGACUUUGGUAUGGCCAAGUACAGGUCGGAAGCCAAAGCAGGAGAGCUAUUCCAAGUACUUGAAUAUAGAGCUCCAGAAAUCACCCUGGGCCUGCCGUAUUCAGAGGCCAUCGACGUUUGGUCCUUAGGCUGCGUGAUGGCCGGGAUGAUGACUGAAGAUAGUCUCUUCGGAUCAGAAUCGGACUCAGACUCGGAAUACUGGAAACUCCGACGCAUGAUCCGUCUGCUGGGUCCGCCACCGCAACAUCUCAUCGACGCUGGCCGGAGAUCACGAUUUUUUUUUCAGAAAACGUCUAAUGGUUUGUGGCGGCUGAAGACACCUGUUGAGUAUUUUGUGGCCCAUGUCAUCUACUCCGACCCCACAGUUUACGAGUUCGGCUCUCUGGAUGAAAUGAAAACGGUGUCCUCUGAGACGGACAACCCAGCAGAGGCCGAUGAGAGGAGGGAGUGCAUCGAGCUGUUGAAGGCGAUGCUUCGGUGGGAUGAGGACGACAGAAUCACCCCCAGUGGUAUCCUCAACCAUCCCUUCAUCACCAAAAGCUACCUCAACAGCAGCUCCCCCACCAGCAGUUGCGAUGAACCGAGACCCUCCACCAGCAAAUUCAUCAUGGUUAAGCCUGCAGAUCCUGAAAACAGAAUUAACCUGACAGGCUUGCCUGAUGAGGACAAAGACCUGAAGAGCAGUGAGCAUGAAGACAGUGACAAUGCUGACACUGCUGAAGACACUGACGACAGCGAGGAUAGCAAUGAUGAUGAAGACACCGAGGUCAGUGAGAAGGAACAGAGGAAGACGAAGAAGAAGAAGAACUGCUUCCAACGCGUCUUCUCUUGGAUAAAGAAGACGUUCUGCUGCUGCUGUGCGUCCGAUGUGAUGAACUGAGCAGCACUGUCAAGUGUCUUUCACUGUCACCCUCACCCCAACCGGUCGAGGCAGAUGGCCGCCCUGUCUGAGCCUGGUUCUGCUGGAGGGUUCUUCCUGAAAAAGGGAGUUUUACCUCCCCACUGUCGCCAAGUGCUUGCUCAGACAGGGAAUCCAAAGGAAACUUUGGAUUUGUUGGAUUUCUUUCUAUAGUUUUGUCUUUACUUUCCUCAUUGAAGUGUCUUGAGAUGACACAUUUGAACUGGAAAAUAAAAUGUAUUGAAAAUGAAUUGAAAGGUUUACCCAAAAAGUGUCUGGAUUUUGGUCACAUGGUUGUUGCUCACAACUGCCCUGAGUCAGUCAUGGCUUCUCAGUUGCCGUGCAGAGCAGAGAAUCUUUGGCUUUCUUUUUUACAAUUUCCAUCGUUAUUUUUGGUGAAUUUUUAAAUUUGACAUUUUAAAUAAAGUGACUACA